AUGAUGUCCAAAAGUCAAAAAGCGACAAGCAUUAUUUCUUCGCUGCGCAGGCCGCAUGCGAUACGGUCUUUAGGACCAGUUUUGGCCAAGUCUGCAACUAACAGCUUCCACACUUCGGCUGCCACACAAACAGAUGGCGUCUUUCAUGGAUUGGAAGACAAGAGGCAGCCAAUGCCCUGGAUAGAGGCUUUCACUCGUCAACAACAGGGCCUACCGGCCCAUGAUAACAGCGACACUGCUAAUGAACGCGACCUUACGCCGAAGAAGAUGAGCGACAGCUACCACCGCGUUGUGCUUCCUCUCAAGAAGGAUCCUUGGCUGUCGGAUACAUACGUUAACUCUUCCGGCCACAUCAGACUUGGAACUCUGUUCAUGGAUCUUGACGCCCUCUCUGGCAUCAUCGUUUACAAGCAUACCGGUCCUGGCGUUACCACAGUGACCGCCGCCCUGGAUCGUAUCACCAUAGCACAUCCUCUCACUGAGAUUUGUGACCUUGAAUACAGCGGCCAAGUCACAUAUGCCUCCGGCCGAAGUAGUGUUGAGAUUACCUGCAAAGUCGCAAAGGCAAGAGAGGAAGGCGAGCCAAGCAAGCCCGAGGAUGUCCUCCUUACCUGUACCUUCACCAUGGUAGCUCUGGAUCCUAACACGAGAAAACCCGUCGCCAUCCCCAAACUUGAGCCCACCAACGAGGAGGAGGAGAAGAUUUUCAAGGCCGGCGAGCAGAAGUCGCUUGCGAAGAAGGAUAUAUCCAAGGUUUCGCUUCUCCAGACUGAACCAAACGAUGCUGAAUCCGCCCUGAUCCAUCAAAUCUGGCUGCGACAACUUGCAUACCACGACCCAAACAACCAACUUCGUCAGCCUUCCAACGUUGUCGCCAUGUCCAAGACCCAAGUGUCGACUGCAAAUAUUAUGCAGCCGCAGUUCAGAAACCGUCACCAGACAAUGAUCUUUGGCGGUUUCCAUUUGAAGCAAACAUUCGAGCUUGCUUUCUGCUGUGCUGCCAGUUUCGCUCACGCCCGCCCAACCUUCAUCAGCGCAGAUCCUUGUACGUUCCGUAAUCCCGUUCCUGUCGGAAGUGUCCUGUACUUGACCGCAACGGUUGCGUACACCGAUCCUCCGCUACUGGAGGAGGAUGGCACCGAGCCUGGCUUUCCGGAUCCGAAGAAUCCUAUGACUCGGGUGCACAUCCGCGUUGACAGCAAGGUCCGUGAUGUUGAGCAUGGUGUUGCGAAGCCGACGGGUCAAUUCAACUAUACCUUUUCUGUCCCGAAAAACUUGAAGGUUCUGCCGCAUACGUAUGAGGAGUACAUGGUGUAUAUUGAUGCCAGGAGACGUGUUUCGCUGGGUGAUAGUCAGCGAAAGGAGGAGUCCAAGGCCUUUUCCGAAAAGAGACCCGAGGCCUCGGGAGAUGUUAAUUUAGUAGGCUAA
Messenger RNA from Fusarium sp. VM40, 1428 nucleotides. Lineage: Eukaryota; Fungi; Ascomycota; Sordariomycetes; Hypocreales; Nectriaceae. The record is from the annotation of a GenBank genome assembly.